Molecule: messenger RNA, 672 nt
Organism: Parastagonospora nodorum SN15
Lineage: Eukaryota; Fungi; Ascomycota; Dothideomycetes; Pleosporales; Phaeosphaeriaceae
Exons: 2
Coding region: 1-672 (223 amino acids)
Molecular function (GO): acyltransferase activity, transferring groups other than amino-acyl groups
Source: RefSeq, a predicted model, not a curated record
AUGCCUAUCCAAGUCACGCGUAUGACCGAGGCCGACAUCGACGGCGCAAUCGACACAAUACAACAAGCCUUCGCCCAAGACCCAUACAACCUCUGGAUCUACCCCGACCGCUCCAAGAUCGAUCUAACUCGAAACCGCGUCUCCCUCUCCCUCCGCUGCCACUGGGGCAUCCGCCAUGGCCUCUUCUACGUCGCGCGCGACACCGCCAACCCCGCCAAAAUCCUCGGCUGCGCAAUGUGGAUGCCCCCACACCCACCCUCUGAGCCGGACUCCUGGUCGCUCUACCUGUCCUACUGGUCCCUGUGGUUCUCGCAGAUACGCAUGAAUCUGUGGUACGGCCGCGGCGGGCUGUCCACCACGCGCUACUGGAUAUGGAAGGCGCGCCAAGCGGAGGCGCAGAAAGCGCUGUGGACAAGCGAGAAGGGGUACUAUUUUUGCAAUAUCGUUACGGUGUUGCCGGAGGCGCAGGGGAAGGGUGUGGGCAGGGCGUUGAUGGAGGAGGUGUUGGAGAUGGCGGAUCGGGAGGGUGUAGAGGCGUAUUUGGAGAGUUCGAGGAAAGAGCCGAAUGUCGCGAUUUAUGAGAAGUUUGGGUUUGAGUUGGUCAAGGAUAUGGAGUGCUAUAGAUGGGGAUUGGGGGAGAAUGAUGCCGAUUAUGCUAGUAUUGUAUGGUGA